This is a messenger RNA of Hordeum vulgare subsp. vulgare (domesticated barley), 801 nucleotides long. RefSeq names its product tRNA-specific adenosine deaminase TAD1-like. Gene Ontology annotation, molecular function: double-stranded RNA adenosine deaminase activity; tRNA-specific adenosine deaminase activity; double-stranded RNA binding. NCBI's taxonomy places the organism in Eukaryota, Viridiplantae, Streptophyta, Magnoliopsida, Poales, Poaceae. Gene Ontology annotation, biological process: adenosine to inosine editing; RNA processing. The transcript has 6 exons. Gene Ontology annotation, cellular component: cytoplasm; nucleolus. The record is from RefSeq and is a predicted model, not a curated record. Bases 1 to 801 code for a protein of 266 amino acids.
AUGGCCGACUACCACCGCACCUACCAUCGCGACCUCCGCCCCCGCCGUCCUUGGCGACCGUCGGAUCGAGAUCUACACGACGGCGCCUCCGCCUCUCCCACCAACUCCGCGCCUCCGCAAGACAGCGUCCAGUGGGCUGAGGCCGCCUCCUUGGCCGCCCUCCGCCAGUACUGUGCCCUCCCCAAGAAGGGCAAGCCACAGGGGCGUGAGUCCACUGUCCUCACCGCCUUCCUGCUCUCCUCCCCGGAAAACCCACUCAACCCCACCAUCCUCUCCCUCGCCACCGGCACCAAAUGCCUCGGUGCAGCACGCCUCGGACCUCACGGUGACCUCGUCCAUGACGCCCAUGCCGAGGUCAUCACCUGUCGCGCGCUCCUCCGCCUCAUCUAUGCCGAGAUCGGUACGGACAACCCACCAAGUUGGCUGGUCGCCUCUGGCACUGAUGGGCGGUGGAGGCUUAAGGACGGGCAUCAGCUGCAUCUCUACAUCACCCAGAUCCCGUGUGGGGUCAUGUCGGUGCCACCGUCACCCUUGGAGGUUCGAAGGGAACAACUGGAUACCAUAGUUAAUGGAUGCAAUGAUGUUGGGUUCGUUCAGAGGAAGCCGGGGCGUGGUGAUACAACAUUGUCAGUGAAGUCGUCGCUGCGAAGGGGCCUCCGCUGGUUCAAGGGCAAGUGCUCCGGUAUCUUCCACGGCUGGCACCACCACAAUCCAUGUGAGGGGGGCAACGACCUCGACUUCAUGAUAAUAAAUAUGCUCAAUGCAUUCAUUGUUGAUAAAACUACAAGCACUGGAACAUAG